AUGUCCGCCAAAGCAAUCUUCGAGGCCGACGGCAAGGCUAUUGUCAACUACCACCUCACUCGUGCGCCCGUCAUCAAGCCUAGUCCGCUGACGAAGCCCACCAAGCACAACGCUGCCCCUAGACUGGCAUCGCUCUACUUCCCUGAAGACGCCGAAGUCAACGAUGUGCUGAACCAGGCCGAGGUCACCUACCCGUGGCUGCUUCAGAGCGGCGUCAAGCUCGUUGCAAAGCCCGAUCAAUUGAUCAAGCGACGAGGCAAGAGUGGCCUCCUGGCUCUGAACAAGACCUGGCCCGAAGCGAAGGCCUGGGUUGCUGAGCGUGCGGGCAAGAAGCAGAAGGUCGAGCAUGUCGAAGGUGUCCUGCGCCACUUCCUCGUUGAGCCUUUUGUGCCUCACCCAGAGGGAACCGAGUAUUACAUCAACAUCAACUCAGUCCGAGAUGGCGACUGGAUUCUCUUCACCCACGAGGGUGGUGUGGAUGUUGGUGAUGUCGAUGAGAAGGCCGAAAAGCUCCUUAUCCCCGUUGACCUGUCAGAAUAUCCCUCGAAUGAGGAGAUCGCGAAGACGCUGUUGAAGAAGGUCCCCAAAGGUGUUCAUAACGUCCUGGUCGACUUUAUUACCCGUCUAUACGCUGUCUACGUGGACUGCCAGUUCACCUACCUCGAGAUCAACCCCUUGGUCGUCAUUCCCAACGCAGAUGCCACCUCAGCUGAUGUUCACUUCCUCGACUUGGCCGCUAAGCUGGAUCAGACUGCUGAUUUCGAAUGCGGUGUGAAAUGGGCAAUUGCACGAUCUCCCACCGCCUUGGGCAUCACCGCUGCCUCGUCAGCAGGUGACAAGAUUAGCGUGGAUGCUGGCCCUCCCAUGGAGUUCCCCGCCCCCUUCGGUCGUGAGCUGACCAAGGAGGAGGCUUACAUCGCGGAGCUCGACGCCAAGACGGGUGCUUCUCUCAAGCUCACCGUUCUGAACCCCAACGGUCGAGUCUGGACUCUGGUCGCCGGUGGUGGUGCCUCUGUCGUCUACGCCGAUGCCAUUGCUUCCUCUGGUUUCGCCGACGACUUGGCCAACUAUGGCGAGUACUCUGGUGCCCCCACCGAGUCGCAGACGUUCUACUACGCCCGAACCGUCUUGGACCUGAUGCUGCGCUCGCCCAUUGACUCCAAGGGCAAGGUCCUGUUCAUCGGUGGUGGUAUUGCCAACUUCACAAACGUCGCCUCCACCUUCAAGGGUGUCAUCCGGGCGCUGCGCGAAUACUCUAAGCAACUCAUUGAGCAUAACGUGCAGAUCUGGGUGCGACGUGCCGGUCCCAACUGGCAAGAAGGCCUGAAGAACAUGAAGGCUGCAACUCAGGAGCUUGGCCUGACUGCCCAUAUCUUUGGCCCGGACAUGCACGUCUCUGGUAUUGUACCCCUUGCACUUGUUCCCGGGCGAUGGGAGGAGAGCGAUGCACAGGAGUUCCAGGGUUAG
This is a messenger RNA of Anthostomella pinea, 1467 nucleotides long. The record is from the annotation of a GenBank genome assembly. NCBI's taxonomy places the organism in Eukaryota, Fungi, Ascomycota, Sordariomycetes, Xylariales, Xylariaceae.